GUCCUUUUUCAGGGCCACACGUGUGCGAAUCUCGCUUCAUGUUGGGCCUGCUGCUGUGGCUUGCCGUGGGUUGCUUGGGUGAAGAGGACGUGAUCAACCUCAAGCUGAUCGAUUCCGAGGGCAAGUUGGUAAGCAUCAGCUGGAAUCCGAUCAAGGAGGAUGUGGCAGUUGUCUCCAAGCGUUAUGCCCAAGCCCUCUAUGAGGAGGCGCCGGGUUGUGAGGUGCGGCAAGGGGACGAGAGCUGCGCAGCCAUGGAGAUUGAAGCGCGGCUGAGGCUGCGGAAGGCUGAGAUGGCGGUGGAAGCCAAGAAGAAUGGCACAAAGUUUCAGGCGAAGCACUUCUUACCCUUCCAGGGCAGGAAGAUGCGUCUGCCUUUUCAGGAGGAAGCAGCUGCGAUUGCACUGUACAGUGGCCAUGACGCCAGCAUCGCUGUGGGCAUCAAUGGUCGUAUUCAAUGCGUUCUAGAGCUCGAGCGGUUAUUUGGUCAACGCUACUAUCAGCCCCCAUCGGACCCCGAGCAAGCCAGGAAAGAGUGGCUACAAGCAUUGGAAAUCGUGCGAGACUUUUGCGAGUGCGAGGGUGGAGAGUGCCCAAUCCGAUUUAAACAUGGAAUUAUCGUGGACAGUGGUGGCAACACUGGCGGACAGCUGCGCGACCUGGUGAUGAUGCAUUUUACAGUUGAAGACUGGCACUUCGUUGACCACCAGACCGCACAUGCCUCGAUGGGGAUGUAUGCCUCACCUUUCCGGUCUGCACUGGUGGUUGCUUACGAUGCUGACUUUAUGGCCUUUGUUGCUUCCCACGGGAAGCUGGAACCCGUAGCACGCUUGGACUACAAUCUUGGUACCACGUACAUUGUUCUAGCGACUUUCCUGCCAGAGGUGUCUGGUGUCGAUGAAGAGCUUUUCGGGGAGAUGUGUGAGUGGGGUGGAGACGGCCCGCUGUUUCCCGCCAUUAAGCUGGACUGGGCGGGCAAGCUCAUGGGAUACGCCGCCACGGGCAAAGCCCGACCAGAGGUCCGAGAGACGAUCAGGCAACUGUUCGAGAGCUCCGGCGCCAUGCCCAAAAUGUCCCCAGAAAAUCUGCUGACACACGGAGAGUUCAAGACUGAGCUCCCGCGCUUGUUCAAAGAGCGCAUUCUUGGCACGGCCUGUGAAUCACUGGAUGGACAACGCGACCUAGCAGCCUCCAUACAGGAAGAGUUUGAAAACUUUUCUUUCGACGUGAUCACGAGCUUGGUGGACUUUGUCGGAAGUCAGAAUAUAGAUGGUGUCGUACUAACUGGUGGCUGCGCGUUGAACGUGCUAACCAACCAGAAGGUCCAUGAUUCAUUCACAGUCCCAACGGACCCAACCCAGAAAGUCGACUGGCAGUCUGGCAAGAAGCCUUUAGAGGUCUACGUGCCGCCCUCUCCCAACGACAGCGGCCUGACCUUGGGAGGCAUUUGGGCGAUCACGCCUCCGCCGGUGCAGCAGUCACUGCAGUACCUGGGCUUCCGACUUUGGGACGGCGAGAACUUGGCGAAGGCCGUGCACGCCUGGGGUGCCCGGCGCCUCUCGGAGCUCGGGGGCGUGGAUUAUCUGGCGGAGCUGCUGGCUGGAGGCCCCGCCUGGCUCAGAGACCGGAAGACCAGCGAAGACAGGCCCAUCAUCGCGCUGGUGCGCGGGAGGCAGGAGUUUGGGCCCAGAGCGUUGGGGCACCGGUCCUUGCUGGCUGUGCCAGACAGCAACGCUAUGCGGCUUCGCAUGAACCGGUUGAAGAGCCGACAGUGGUAUCGGCCAGUGGCGCCAAUGAUUGCAGAAGAAGCGUUGGAGGAGGUCUUUGGCAGGGUGGUGAAAUCAACUGCAAUGACCAUGGCACCGGCAGUGAAAGAGGACAUGCUGGAAAAGUUCCCGGCGCUGGCACACCUCGAUGGCACUGCGCGGCAUCAAUCAGUCAGUCGAGCUGAUGAGCCCUGGGUCCAUAGCCUUCUUCUAGCAGUUGGCCGCUGGAUAGGUUUGCCGGCCUUGAUCAACACCAGCUUCAACACCAAAGGCCGACCCAUCACCAACACCAUUGAAGAGUGUUUGGGGAUGCUGAGCUCUCUCCCGGAUUUGGACUACGUUGUGAUUGAAGACUGGCUUUUUCACAAGCCAGCUUCAGCAUCCACCAAUUGAGGAUGAACAGCACAUCAACACGGUGAUGCUGGCCUCGAAACCUUGGCGUUCUAAACGACCGUGGAUUCUGAGCACCUCAAGCGGAUGGAGGGCACAAUGGUUGUCCAGCAUGACGGCACUAUACGGCAUUGAAGUUUUAGGAUGUCAAGUCAAUGGC
Effrenium voratum is the source of this 2313-nucleotide messenger RNA. NCBI's taxonomy places the organism in Eukaryota, Dinophyceae, Suessiales, Symbiodiniaceae. The record is from the annotation of a GenBank genome assembly.